This is a messenger RNA of Aspergillus sclerotioniger CBS 115572, 904 nucleotides long. Its product is annotated as alpha/beta hydrolase. The record is from RefSeq and is a predicted model, not a curated record. Lineage: Eukaryota; Fungi; Ascomycota; Eurotiomycetes; Eurotiales; Aspergillaceae. The transcript is spliced from 3 exons. Bases 17 to 760 code for a protein of 247 amino acids.
CCCCAAACCCUCCACAAUGUCCACCCCCACCCCCAACCCAACCCUAAUCCUCACCCCCGGCGCCUGGUACCCCCCUCACGCAUUCUCCCCCCUAAUCACCCACCUCCCCACCUACACCUGCCACACGGUAUCCUUCCCGUCAAUCCAAGCCGCCACGGAAGUAAAAGACCUCCAACCCGACAUCCUCACCAUCCGCACCCUCGUCGAAAAAGAAGCCGACGCCGGAAACGACAUCGUGAUAGUGUGUCACAGCUGGUCGGGACUUCCCGUGAACAGCGCCCUAUCCUCUCUCAGCAAGGAAUCGCGCCAAAAAGAAGGGAAAGUGGGCGGCGUCGUGAAAAUUAUCUUCAUCUCGGCGUUUAUCCCCGAGGUGGGGGAGAGUUUGAUUGCUGCUUUUGGGGGGGAGGCGCCGGAGUGGUAUGUUCGGGAUGAAGCAGCUGGGACUGUAUCGACGAGCGACCCAUACAGUUUAUUCUUCCACGAUGUGCCGGAUGGAAAGGCCUGGGCGGAAACAUUACGGCCUCAUGCGUGGGCGACGAAGAUUUCGCCGGCUACGGGGCCGCCUAUGUGGAUAUUCCCAGAGGAUCGAGCGAUACCGUUGUUUGUGCAGGAGUUGAUGGUGGAGAAGGCGAGGGCAAAGGGGGCGAGGAUUGAGACGGAGAAGAUUAAGACGGCGCAUUCGCCGUGGUUGGUGGUUCCGGAUCAGGUGGCGGAGUUUGUCAAGAGGCAUGCUACUGCUACUGCUACUACUGCUGUUUAGAUGUGGAUAUAUAAUUGGGUGGUAGGUGUUGGGUUAGCUACUGAGUGAGUGGUCAGUUGGGAAUAGAGGUAUGCUGUGUUCUUCUGUUGGGUUUUUCCCACUUUGUAGGUAGUAUUGUUGGAGUCAUAGAUUUAUUCAUCAAAG